Messenger RNA from Ostreococcus lucimarinus CCE9901, 921 nucleotides. RefSeq lists its product with no specific name. The transcript is spliced from 2 exons. NCBI's taxonomy places the organism in Eukaryota, Viridiplantae, Chlorophyta, Mamiellophyceae, Mamiellales, Bathycoccaceae. Gene Ontology annotation, biological process: tRNA processing. The record is from RefSeq and is a predicted model, not a curated record. Gene Ontology annotation, molecular function: tRNA dihydrouridine synthase activity; flavin adenine dinucleotide binding. The annotation marks the transcript as partial.
ACGGCGAAGGCGAGAGGGUUUGCGUUCUUCGAGGCGCUCGGGAAUCCCCGAUACCACGUCGCGCCCAUGGUCGAUCAGAGCGAACUCGCGUUUCGAGAGUUGUGUAAACGAUACGGGGCGACGCUGGGAUACACGCCGAUGAUACACGCUCGUUUGUUCGUGGAGUCUCCAAAGUAUCGACGGGAGAUUUUUAGCACGUCGACGCGCGACAGGCCGUUGUUGGCACAGUUUUGCGCGAACGAUCCCGAGAUAUUGCUUCGCGCGGCGACCAUGAUCGCACCGUAUUGCGAUGGGGUUGAUAUUAAUUUUGGAUGUCCGCAAAGAAUCGCGAAAAGAGGGAACUAUGGGGCGUUUUUGAUGGACGAUUGGAAGACGGUGGAGGCGUUGAUUCGUAAACUCGAUGAAGAGUUGCCCGUGCCCGUCACGGCGAAGAUUCGCGUGUACGAUGACUUAGAGACAACGUUGAAGUACGCCAAGAUGGUUGAAGCUGCCGGGGCACAGAUUGUUGCCGUGCACGGACGAACGCGCGAGCAGAAGCGAUGCGCUGACAUUCGAGCGAAUUGGGCGUAUAUCAGGGCCAUCAAAGACGCACUGAAAGUUCCAGUACUCGCUAACGGCGACAUACGCUCGCUUGCCGAAGCACGCGCAUGUCUUGAGGCUACAGGCGCGGAUGGCGUCUUGAGCGCCGAACCCCUCUUGAGCAAUCCGGCGCUCUUUAGCGACCCCCCGUUUUACGCUGCGCCGACGGACGGAUACGCCCCGAUCCCGCUCGAUGGCGUCGCGGCGGUUGAUUUGAUGAUUGAGUAUUUCGACAUCUGCAAGUCGUACACGACGUCAUUUAGUUACAUUCGUGGCCACGUGUGGAAACUCGUCGGUCACUGGAUGAGCGAGUUUACUGAUUUGCGCGACGAAUUCGUCGCC